AUGUCCGGCAACGAAUGUCCUCUCUUGAAAUUGAAUUCUACCGUGUCCUAUGAUUAUGCAUUGCGUGUGGAAGAACGGGAAUUCCCGCUUGCAUUCAGCUUGAUUGUGUACACCGAUGCAAACCGGGUGCUUCGCCUGUUUCAUGCCAUCUAUCGGCCACAGAAUUUCUAUUGCAUUCAUAUUGAUCGAAAAAGUGAACCUGUAUUUGUCAAACGGAUUGAACGAUUGAAACAAUUGGGGUCNUUGGAUGCGGAUCUGACCUGUGCUCGAAUUCUGCUCGAACGAGCUCCCGGUGGUUGGAAGUAUUGGAUCAAUCUGACUGGACAGGAAUUCCCGUUGCGCACGAACUGGGAACUGGUUCGUGCUCUUCGUCUGUUAAACGGGGCCAACAUAGUUGAAGCUGCCUAUCGUCGUCGCAAUACGCAGCGAUGUCCACCACCGGAAUUUUUACCUUUCAAUAUCCAUGCAGCCUAA
Echinostoma caproni is the source of this 474-nucleotide messenger RNA. The record is from the annotation of a GenBank genome assembly. Lineage: Eukaryota; Metazoa; Platyhelminthes; Trematoda; Plagiorchiida; Echinostomatidae.